AUGGCUGUUGAAAAAGUCGUGUCUGAUUCUCCAGUCGUUGGAGAAAAAGGCAUCAUGGCUGAUGAAAACGCACCAACGAAAGAAGCCUUCACUGCAACGGGUGAAGAAUAUGAGCAAGAUGAUUUCAUGACGAGAACGGGAUUGAACGCUAAAUCUUUUACGAGGAAGCAUUAUGGUCUGGGGCUUGUGGAAUUGGAUCGGAAGAUGAAGCCGAGACAUCUUCAGAUGGUUGCUAUUGGAGGAUCUAUCGGUGCUGGAUUCUUUGUUGGAUCUGGUUCGGCGUUGAGUAAAGGUGGCCCUGCUACGUUGUUUAUUGACUUCUUCCUCGUUGGAGUCAUGGUUUUCAAUGUGGUCUACGCAAUGGGUGAAUUGGCUGUCAUGUAUCCCAUCUCCGGCGGCUUUUAUACGUAUGCAGCUCGUUUCAUCGACCCAUCUUUUGGUUUCGCCAUGGCUUGGAAUUACACUCUCCAAUGGGCCGCUACACUUCCUCUCGAACUCACAGUUUGCGCUAUUACGAUUCAGUACUGGUCCCCUGACAUUUCCCCCGGAGUCUGGAUCGCCGUGUUUCUCGCUGCUAUUACCAUCCUCAAUAUGUUCGGCACCCUGGGUUACGCCGAGGAAGAAUUCUGGGCAGCGUGCUUUAAACUCACCUCGAUUUCUAUCUUUAUGAUCAUCGCGUUGGUGUUGGUUUGUGGUGGGGGUCCGUCGAGUGGGAGUUAUGAUACAUAUCAAGGCUUUAAGCUUUGGCAUGAUCCAGGUGCUUUCAAGAACGGAUUCAAGGGAUUUUGCUCUGUUUUCGUCACAGCGGCGUUUUCGUUUGCGGGUUCGGAACUCGUGGGCUUGGCAGCGGCUGAGUCUCGAAAUCCUACUGCUUCAGUCCCCGCAGCUAUUAAGCAGGUUUUCUGGAGAAUCUGCUUGUUUUACAUCGUCGCGCUAUUGUUCGUUGGGUUGUUGAUCAGCUGCAAUGAUGAAAACCUCCUCAGCUCAAGUUCUUACUCCAACAGCGCAGCUUCACCCUUCGUCCUUGUUGGAAAAUAUUCCGGUCUCAAGGGUCUCGAUCACUACAUGAACGCCGUCAUCCUCUCAUCAGUCUUAUCCCUCGGCAUCGCCUCCGUGUAUGGAGGGUCACGCACACUUCUUGCCCUUGCGCAGCAGGGAUUUGCGCCAAAGAUCUUUACAUGGGUUGAUAGAGCGGGUCGACCUUUGCCGUCUGUCGGAUUCAUCAUUGCGUUUGGAUGUCUUGCUUUUUUGAACCUUGAUGCGGCUGGUCCUGUUAUUUUCGAUUGGCUUUUGGCUUUGUCGGGAUUGGCUAUGCUUGUUUGCUGGGGAUCGAUCUGUCUCGCACAUAUUCGAUUUAGAGCGGCGUGGAAGUAUAAUGGACAUACACUCGAUGAAAUCCCAUUCAAGGCCAUUGGAGGUGUUUGGGGAUCAUGGUUGGGCUUGAUCUUCGUUGUUGUCAUUCUCAUCGCUCAGUUCUACGUGGCCAUUGUGGCCCCUGUUGGCGAAUCUGGAAUGGGCACUGUUGAAGACUUUUUUAUGCAAUAUCUUGGGUUGCCUAUUGUGCUGGCUUUCUGGGCUGGAGGAUAUCUCUGGAAGAGAACGAGUUGGAUCAGCAUUGAGAAGAUUGAUAUUGAUACGGGCCGACGUGAACAUGAUUGGGAGGCUAUCAAUGCUUGGAGGACAGAGCUUGCUACGUUUCCCUGGUGGAAGCGAUUGAGGUACACUUUGUUCUACCUUUCAGCUAAAUUACACUGUUACCACUCCGAAUCCUACAGAGAUUUACGGAUAAUGGACACCACCAUGAACAACACAAGUCCGCAGUCACAAUCUGACCUUCCCUGGGAUUCACUAGUCGACACCUUUCCCUUCCUGACCACUCAAGCCUACCAAGCACUAUCCAUCCAACUACAAUUCUUCCGCAAUAUGAGCACCGCCAAUCUCCCUAUUCCCGAAGAUAUCACCACAAAAGAAAGAUUGAAGACAAUCCUCGAUAAGGCGAAACUUGUCAAUGAACUCAUGUCCAGUUUGACUCACAGCUCUGAGCUUCUUAUUGAGUUAAAGAAUCUGGAAUUUGACGAGAUGAUUGAUGCAAGGAGAGAGGAAGUUAGUAGUAUGAUCGAUGAGGCGGGCGAGAAUAUGGAAAAGGUUAUUAAUAUGCAGGCCAAGGAGGAGUCUGAGAAAGUGCCAGGGCAGCAAGGGGCGGAACCGGGAGUGGCGGAGGUUCAGAAUCAACAAAAACCUCCAGAACAGCAGAUUCCUAUAGAUCAAAUGCUUGGCGAGCUCGGUUUGGAAGUCCCAAGACCUCAAGAAGCACAGGUACCGCUGGUGCAGCCAACAGCUCCGCAGCAAAGCACUAUACCACAGCAAAUUCCAGGUCUUCACCAAGCUUCUGCACUACCAACGGGUCAUCAAGGAUACAAUCCAGUACCAGUACACAAUCAAGCUCCAGUACUUGGCCAGGUUCCAGCACACCCCCUCCCCGAAACAGUUCCCAUUCCAAGACGAGAUAGUGUAUACACUGAGACGAGCACUACAAGCUUUGAUGACUCUAAGAUUCUUAGAAUGGUGGAUAAAGCGAUGGAGAAACAGAAACAGAAAGAGAGGGCUGCUAAGAGAAUGGCAAAGAUGAGGAGGGAGCGGGAGAGGGGGGACUUUUGUAAGCGCUGUGGACGUUGUUGA
Fusarium redolens is the source of this 2679-nucleotide messenger RNA. RefSeq names its product amino acid permease-domain-containing protein. Gene Ontology annotation, molecular function: amino acid transmembrane transporter activity. The record is from RefSeq and is a predicted model, not a curated record. Bases 1 to 2679 code for a protein of 892 amino acids. Gene Ontology annotation, biological process: amino acid transmembrane transport. NCBI's taxonomy places the organism in Eukaryota, Fungi, Ascomycota, Sordariomycetes, Hypocreales, Nectriaceae. The transcript has 4 exons. Gene Ontology annotation, cellular component: membrane.